Molecule: messenger RNA, 2371 nt
Organism: Oreochromis aureus
Lineage: Eukaryota; Metazoa; Chordata; Actinopteri; Cichliformes; Cichlidae
Product: neoverrucotoxin subunit beta-like
Exons: 5
Coding region: 534-1568 (344 amino acids)
Molecular function (GO): protein binding
Source: RefSeq, a predicted model, not a curated record
AGAGAGGACUGUACCAGGACAAGGUGUUCUGCUUCAUCCAUCUGAGUGUUCAGGAGUUUCUGGCUGCUCUUCAUGUCCAUCUAACUUUCAUCAACUCUGGACUCAAUCUGCUGGAAGAACAACGAACACUCUCCCAGUUCAAUCGAAGAAAUUCUUAUGAUAGGCUGAUUUUCUUCCAGAGUGCUGUGGACAAAGCUUUGCAGAGUCCAAAUGGACACCUGGAUUUGUUCCUCCGCUUCCUCCUGGGUCUUUCAGUGGAGGCCAAUCAGACUCUCCUACGAGGUCUGCUGCCACAGACAGAAAGUAGCUCACAGACCAAUAAGGAAACAGUCCAGUACAUCAAGAAGAAGCUCAGUGAGAAUCUGUCUGCAGAGAAAAGCAUCAAUUUGCUCCACUGUCUGAAUGAGCUCAAAGAUCGUUCUGUAGUGAAGAAGAUCCAACUAUCACUGAGAUCAGGAAGCCUCUCCACAGAUAAACUGUCUCCUGCUCAAUGGUCAGCUCUGGUCUUCAUUUUACUAACAUCAGAAGUAGAUAUGGAUGUGUUUGACCUGAAGAAAUAUUUUCCUUCAGAGGAGGGUCUUCUGUCACUACUGCCAGUGGUCAAAGCCUCCAACAAUGCUCUAUUAAGUGGCUGUCACCUCUCAGAGAGAAGUUGUAAAGCUCUGUCCUCAGUUCUCCUCUCCCAGUCAUCUAGUCUGAGGAAGCUGGACCUGAGUAACAAUGACCUGAAGGAUUCAGGAGUAAAGCUUCUUCUUCCUGGAGUGGCAAGUCCACACUCCAAACUGGAAACUCUGAGUCUCUCAGGCUGUCUGAUCACAAAUGAAGGCUGUGCUUCUUUGGCUUCAUCACUGAUCUCUAACCCCGCGCAUCUGAAAGAGCUGGACCUGAGCUACAAUAACAUAGGAGACUCAGUAGAAAAGCUAAGGGACCUACUGAAACUUGAAACUCUAAGGGUGGAGCCUGCUGGAGUCCGAUGGUUGAGACCAGGUCUGAGGAAGUAUUCCUGUCAACUCACAAUUGACACAAACACAGUACACACAAACCUCAAACUGUCUGAGAACUACAGGAAGGUGACACGUGUGAAGGAGGUUCAGUCAUAUCCUGAUCAUCCAGACAGAUUUGAUUAUCAUCCUCAGCUGCUGUGUAGAAAUGGUCUUACUGGUCGCUGUUACUGGGAGGUCGAGUGGAGAGGAGAUGUUUUUAUAUCAUUGAGUUACAGAAGAAUCCAAAGAAAAGGAGGCAGUGAUAACUGUGUGUUUGGUUGGAAUGAUCAGUCUUGGAGUCUGUACUGCACUGACAAUGGUCCUUGUUCUGUCUGGCACAGUAACAGACUAACAUCCAUCUCCUCCUCCUCCUCUGUCUCUAACAAAGUAGCAGUGUAUGUGGACUGUGCUGCUGGCAUUCUGUCCUUCUACAGAGUCUCCUCUGACACUCUGAUCCACCUCCACACCUUCAACACCACAUUCACUGAAACUCUUUAUCCUGGAUUCAUAGCCUGGCCUGGUUCCUCACUGUUUCUGUGCUCAGUUGAGUGUAAACAGUGUCCUCCUGUUAGAGAAAAACUCUGACUGUUGAACAGAUAGUUCAGUCUAUACAGCCUUAGGCCUAAUUAGUGGACUUGGCUGUAAAAUUGUGUGAACACCAAUUGCCUUAACCCAUUUCGGUUUUCAUGCAGGCUGAAACUAAAAUUUUCUAAAUAUAACAAAUAAAACAACAACAAAACUUCCCUUCAGCAGACUGACACUAUGUCCUGGGUGAACAAGGUCUGCUGGGAUGGAUUAGGGGAGUUAAAGUUGCAUAAAGUGUGAAAAUGCUGACAAUCUGGUUGUAUAUUCAUUCUUUACAUUCUGUCUUUGCUCUGAUGUAGGUAAUGAAUGCUUUGAGUAAAAUCAUGUUUAUUUUGAGCAUUUUAGGUCGACAGUUAUCUGCCUUGUAUAUACCUUUUUUAUGUGAGUUCUUAGCAGCUUGAAUCUCUGCAUUGGAGAUGGUGAUAGCAAAGUUAUUAUAACUGUCAGACACAAUAACCAAUUUUAUGGGAAAUACAGCAGGUUAAGAAGUACCAGAUUACCAUUUUAAAUUAGUUAGUUCUCAUCUCAGCUAUGGACGUUAUGUGACUGUGGCUGUAUGCACUGGAAGACCCCAGGGUUGAGAUGCUUCUGCAGGUAAGAUCUAGGGUUUGGUCCAUCCCACAAUAUGACAGAGGUUUGUCUACCUUGGAAAUCUGACAAUAUCAUUUCUACUUCUCUACAGCAGUUAUUUCUAAACUAUCUUCAGACUUGUGCUGUUGAAGGGAUGGAGACCUUAUCAGUGCAUCUUGGCUUUACUAUGAAUAAAGAUGGAGAAAAGCAGAUUAAAUUAAUUUAACACACUG